Falco peregrinus (peregrine falcon) is the source of this 3204-nucleotide messenger RNA. RefSeq names its product cyclin I family member 2 (gene CCNI2). The coding region runs from base 16 to 1476 and encodes 486 amino acids. The transcript has 7 exons. Gene Ontology annotation, biological process: mitotic cell cycle phase transition; regulation of cyclin-dependent protein serine/threonine kinase activity. The record is from RefSeq and is a predicted model, not a curated record. Gene Ontology annotation, cellular component: nucleus; cyclin-dependent protein kinase holoenzyme complex; cytoplasm. Lineage: Eukaryota; Metazoa; Chordata; Aves; Falconiformes; Falconidae. Gene Ontology annotation, molecular function: cyclin-dependent protein serine/threonine kinase regulator activity.
UUUCCCAGGACAGGCAUGGUCGCAGGAGGAUCCUGUGGCCCGAGACCCCUGGUACCCGUACGAAGAUGUGCCGGGACGGACUUUCCCACCCGGUGCGUGGCUGGGCUUUUCCGUGGCGGCUCCACUACACAGCAGGUUCGGGCUGGGACCUCGCAGGGGGCGAGGGCUCCGUGCCGGGGGUGCCCGCAGGCACCACCCCCGCGCUCCCCGGGCGGGCCCUGCGCAGCCGCGGAUGUCAGCGGGCGGCCCGGCCCGCCCCAGCCCCGCUGCUGCCCGGCGGGGCCGCCCCGACCCCCAUGCCCGGCCCAGCACCCCCGGCGCGGCCCGGCCGGGCGGCAGCUCUCAUCAGGGAAACUGGCUCAAAAAACUGCUAUGAAGUGCCCUGGGCCUCCAGAGAGCUCGAGACUUGCCUUCUUCCUGGAAAAUGCCUUAGCCAGAGAGGCUAGGAUUUGGAAAGUGCCAGUUUUCCAGAAUCUCACCCUGAAGGGAACAGAUAUUUCUCUGUCAUGUUACAAGGAAGCAGUUCUCUGGAUUGCAGAAAUAAACUCUCAGUUCCAGUUUUACCCUGAAACAUUUGCCUUAGCUACCAGCAUCUUUAACCGAUUACUGGCAUCAGUAAAGGCCCAAUUAAAGUAUCUUCAGUGCAUAGCAAUUUCCUGCCUUGUCCUUGCAGCAAAAACCAAUGAAGAAGACGAGGUAAUACCAUCGGUGAAGAUGCUCGCAGCGCAGAGUGGUUGUAAACGCUCUCCAGCUGAGAUCUUGAGGAUGGAAAGAAUUAUACUAGAUAAGCUUCAUUGGGAUCUUUACACAGCAACACCAAUGGAUUUCUUAAACAUUUUCCAUGCCAUGGUGAUGUCCAAGUGGCCCCAUCUACUACACGGGCUGCCUCAGAUGAAUCCUUCCCGCCACGUCGCAUUCUUGACCAAACAGCUACAGCACUGUAUGGCGUGCCACCAGCUAGUGCAGUUUAAGGGCUCCACAUUGGCUUUGGUGAUCAUCACCUUAGAGCUGGAGAGGCUGACUCCUGAUUGGUUUCCCGUUAUUACUGAUCUGCUAAAAAAAGCACAGGUUAACAGCAUUGAAUUCAUUCAUUGCAAAGAGCUUGCAGAUCAAGAGCUAAUGCACUUGCAGCCAUCCAAUGCUGUUUAUAUUUUCUGUCCCAUCAGUCAGGCCAUCCAGGGCCAUCCCAAGGCAAGGCUACCCUGCCAUGACCCUUUUGGACUGAAGAAUUCCCAUCAAGUGAGGUUGAAGGUCACUGAAAGCCAGCCAGUUUUAGCACCUUUCAUGCCUACUACAGCCCAGAUUCCUGAUGACACCAUGCAGACUGAUGAGUGCUACGAUGGAUUCAGACACCUGUGCAGUGAGGAUGGGGGAGCAAGUGGUGGGAGGGUGAACGUGGGUGGCUCGUGCCCUCAGCUGAAGGCCGGAGAAGGCAGCUCCCCAUGUCCUCCCUUACAGCCACCUGAAAGGGACUAGUGGAGAAUUACUGCCUUGGCAGCAGCAACUGCAGAACCAGUGAACAGAAUGGCUGACACAACAGAGCUAAAGUGCUGCUGUGUUUCUCAGAGGAAAAUGACAAAUCUUCCUGUUUUUUAUGUCCUUCCCUAAGCAGUGUGCCACCCCUCAGUUUUUAGCAUCAAGUAAAUAUGGAAAGCUGGGGAGAGACUUGGUCACAAUCCUAAAACUCGGGGAUCAAGUUGGCAGAAGGCUACAGGUGCACCAGAGAGAACUGAAUGUCUCAGUGUUGAUUUUUAAAAUAGCUGCGAUGAAGUGUGACAGAUCAAGCCUUUCAUCCACUCACUCCAUUGUUCUCUUGUUAGAGCUAAUCUGACAUGCCCCAUGGGAGAGUGAGCAGGAGCUGCUUUUGAGGAAGGGGGCUCUAGAGCUGCCCUCAGGUGGAACCAAGCUUCUGGUUUAGCAGUGAGAAGACCAAGAAUCAAACCUCCAGUUUUUCUUAUAGGCCUUACCCUGGAAUCCUGGGGUCUGAGGUCUGUGCUCCUUCCUGGUUAAGCCAUUAAAGACCCAACCCCAGUUCCUACGAGAUGUGGGACAUUACUUCUCGUCCACAGUCACUGUUGCCUUGUGCCCUCAUCAACCAGCACGUGCUGUUGAGGGCUUUUUAAAAUUUAUUCUGUUUUACCAGACUGGGCAAUACAAAUGCCUUUAAUAAAUCCUGCCCACCCACCCCCCCACCUCCCCUUUUUAUUAACUGCUAAUCUCCAUAGCAAAGCAGUUUUACAAACUACAAAGGUCAGUGUAAACCUCUAUUGCACUUUUUAAAAAACAGCUUUACACCUUCUUUUAAAGUGUUUUCUUAGGGUUUUGGGGGGUUUUGUUUUAAACAGGGCCAGCAUUUCCAGGUGAUUGUUACCCUAGUUUGAAGGUAUAAUCCAGACAGUACUGGAUGAAUAACACCACCACCCUGCAAGUCCUGUCACGGAACAGGAAAGGGUUUCAUAUGGACCAGCACAGGCAAGUGUCUCCCAUAAUGACACAGGAUAAAUAAAUAGGGAACAGGGAUGAGACAGGAGCAGAGAGACACACAUUCUGCGUAACAGCAGCACUCUUCAGUGCAGAAAGAAAGUUUCUGGCCUUCUUCCCCUUGCUCAUCAUCUUACCUUGUAGGAGAGGAAUUCCUGAACAUCAAACUGUGCAGGACUGACGUCCUGAGCAGCAAUGUUAACACUUUUGAAAGUAUUGCAUUUGCCAGAACUGGCACCAAGAACAGAGCGAGCUUUGUACAUCUGCAGGGAGAAAGCCAUGCUUUUCUUUUUAAACCACAAAGAAAGCAGUGCCUCAGCGUUCCAGAAAGAAACAUGUAGUAUUAGAGACUUAGCACAGGUGACACGUGAGCAGAUGUGACUUGAAGGAACAAUGAAACUGAAGGAGGUCUCUGGAGGCAAGUGAAAGCUACGGCAACCUGUGAUCAGCAGCCUGUGCCAGGGGAUGCUGCAGGGGCAGGGCUCGGCACCAGACAAGGUUUAUGAGGUGCCCACGCAGCCAGGGGCCAGGCAGCAGCACGUCUGGGAUAUGUUACUUAUCUAUCCUGCCGGCGUACCACAGGGAAGGUUUUAAUUUUGUGGUAGGGCUCUUCGCUCAGUGCAGCACCUUCCUUUUCUAUCACAAGCUGUGACUUGACUGCCUGACUUUUUGAAGGAGGCAAGUUGUCUUUUGUAGUUUUCAUUAAAUAAAAUAUAAGCUUGG